AUGGACGCGAAGCCUGCAGGGUCGUCCGACAGCGACACGCCUAGGAAUCAGAGCCCGAACAGUGAUGGCGCCACUGAAACACAACCGUCACUCGGCGGAAAAGAGCCAAGACCAUAUCGCCAGGAACCAUGGCAUGAGUGCUUCACUACCGUUAACAAGAAAGAGUUCGAUGCGCUCAUUUAUUCUUUGUACGUGAUGGCCAGAGAUGAUAAAAAGCUCGACGGAUACGAAUACUACGAGUGCAUAAAUCGUCUACAAAGCAAGUGUCGCUAUCGGGUCAGAGCUAGAAGAAUGAAUGAGUUUAUAAUAGUGGAAGAGCGAGGAGCUCACAAUCAUGCAAUGGAACCAAUCGUUCUUUCUUAUGAGGACUGGAACAAUGCAGUUCGGCAGGAGAAACUUGAAGAGGAGGUCCGCCGCUUGGGUUUGCCACAUAAUCCACGUCUCGGCAGACAAGUUGACAAUCGGAUUGCAUAUCUGCGUAGAGUGAAGAAUCUCAACGAAAUGAAGAAAAUCCAAGAUCAGGUGACGCCGAUGCCUAAUGGAGAUCUUGCAAGUGAAGGUGAAUCAAAAGCCAAUGGCGUGUCCGACGGCACACCCCAAGCUGCAAUGCCUGCCCUGGAAAAUCCCGCUGAUCUGCUCCAAAUGUUGAUGCAGAAUGGCCGAUUCCCGGAGCUGAACGGUGACACGCAAAGUCAGUUGAUGGCGUUGAUGAUGGGUGGAGCAGUACCUCCUAUGAGGGUGGAAGACAACAACGGCGGGCAGGACAUGCUGCCCAACCCGUCAGUUAUUCUUCCGUCCCUCCUGGCCAACCCGUUCCUUCACGCCGCAUCUUCGUCAUCGAAUUGCUCCAUGCCGAUCGGUAAUUUGAGCGACAGCACACCCACUAACGACCCGAGUGCCGAAUCAGGUGAUAUGGAGGAGGACGACGAUUACAGUACGGAAGACGGCCAUCUGCAAAUUGACGCAGAUCACUAG
Messenger RNA from Ostertagia ostertagi, 975 nucleotides. Lineage: Eukaryota; Metazoa; Nematoda; Chromadorea; Rhabditida; Trichostrongylidae. The record is from the annotation of a GenBank genome assembly.